ACUAAGAGGUGAAUUACACAGAUUACAAUAUUAGGUACGAUCGAAUCCAGUGUUUUACUAUAUCAUAACCUAAUGACUAAGAGUAAACAAUUAAGAUUUUGGUAGGUUAACCUGUAAGGGCUGCAGUGUAUUUUGGCUUAAUUUUUAAAUUUCACUCAAAAGCCUGUAUCCUUAACAUUUGUGACCCUACACAUUUUAUUUCGUGUGUAUAUAUACACACUCAUUCAAGAGCAACUCGUCUCUUAAUUGACAUUAUUAGUGGGGGGUGUAUAUUUUGUAUUCGUUAUUGUGGUUGUAGUUUGCUGAGGUAGAAAACUACAAAGUAUUGUACAUAUUGUAUAAAAUUGUGCAGGUGCACCUAAUAUUGUGACGGAUGAAUCCUUAGUAACAUUUAAAGAGGGUGACCUUAUGUGAUAAUAAGGAAAAAUGUAUAAUCCGUUAUUGUUUGCAAAAACUGCUUACGUUCAUUUAUUUGUAGAUGAGGGUGAAAAGUAUUAAUGAAUGAGUUUGGGUGACUUGUUGGCCUUUCAUUUAAAUCUUGACCCAUCUGCUUAUGGCUGUUAAGUCAUGUAUAUGUAACCAACCUUAUCAUUAACCGGAUGAUCUUAAUUGAUUACCAAUUGAAAGAGUUAAGUUAAAGUUAAAGUCCCAAUGAUCGUCACACACACAUCUGGGUGUGGUGAAAUUUGUCCUCUGCAUUUAAGCCAUCCCAGUGUGAUUUUGAUCCAUCCCCUGGGGAAGAGGGGAGCAGUGAGCAGCAGCGGUGCCGCGCUCGGGAAUCAUUUGGUGAUCUAACCCCCCAAUUCCAACCCUUAAUGCUGAGUGCCAAGCAGGGAGGCAAUGGGUCCCAUUUUUAUAGUCUUUGGUAUGACCAGGCCGGGGUUUGAACCCAUGACCUUCCAAGUCUCAGGGCGGACAUUCUACCACACGAGCUGGCAAUUACUGUGAUGUAAUUAAGUCUGUUUUUUUUUUGUGUGCCAGUCAACUAGUUCCAAAGUGACACACCAAAUGCUUGAUAAUGACAUAAUUGGAUGAUUAAUGACAGGUAUUUUCCCCCUGCACCUGUUUAUGAGAUGUCAUGAUGCACAUGCAAGUAUUGUUACAGUCUGCUAGGGUUUGAAUAUUUAUCUGAAUAUUCCUAAUUAUUAUCCAAUGAGGCUUGAUUCUUUUUUAUUUUUUAUCCGUGCUAAAGCACUGUCCUCUGCAUUUAACCCAUCCCCGUGUGAUUUUAAUCCAUCCCCUGGGGAGCAGUGAGCAGCAGCGGUGCCGCGCUCGGGAAUCAUUUGGUGAAGUAUUUGAGAACCAUAUGAAGUUGAGUUCUUACAUUCUACUCUUACUUUUUUGUGUGCAAAAACAUUGUAUGAUUCAUGACCUUAAAGGUUUUGGCAUGAUUUUUUAAAAUAAAAUCAACCGGCUACGAAUGUAGCUUUGCAAGCACACGAUUACUACAAGUAAUAUACAUGGCCCUUUUUCACUUUUAGUGCACAGCAUAUGCAACAUUUUAUGCAUUUUGGGCAAACAAACAAACAAACAAACAAACAAACAAACAAACAAACAAACAAACAAACAAAUAAAUAAAUAAAUAAAUAAAUAGUCUUUUCAAUCCAUGGAGCCAAAUAUUUGCAUUAUCUUCCACAAAUUGCUUGUUUUUCUGCAAUGCAAUGUAAUGUUUUUUUUUCUUUUUUAUGUUUUGUUUAUUGUAAUUAUAAAAUAUUUUGGUGUGCACAUAUCACGAGUGCUGCUCUCACACUUCCACGCAAGCACACAUAAUGGAAGAGCAGGAGGUCCGUCUGGUUUGUCUGCAUUUCUCGCUUGUGCAGAAUCGAAUGGAAAUCACAGCAUUGUUCUGUCAAAGUCACGCCCACAUGAGUCAUUUACAAUCUAUCUAUCUUAUCUAAUGGGACUUUGGCCUUCCGUGUUCCUUCCAACUUGUGUCUAUAAAAAUGAAACAACCAUAUAUUAUGAGUUAAUUUUGACUUGGAGUAGUUUUUGUACAUUACUGCCUUUCUAUUUCUUUCUGCUCUUCAAUUCUCUGACAAUAAUUUUGGUAUAGUGCUCCAUUGUUGUGUAGACAAUGGCCAAAUGAGGCAUGUGAAUGAUUUUGUUUGUCUCCCCUCUCAUUGAGAGAAACUUGGCAGUGGUCAUAUCAGAUUAAGAUGAGUUUUCUGUUUUUACUAUCUCUAUAGCACAUCAUCUUAUCAGAACACACAUGGAAGCACACGUGGGCUCCUUUGAAGUUAAUUUUUAAUGGAUUUCAGAGUGACAUAUGAAGAUUACUGCUAUUUAAACUCCGAUCACAUUUGGUGUUGCCUUAGAACUGUCAUUGUCAAAAAAAUUUUUGGUCCUCUGUCUCGUUCAUUACUUUGAAUGUGUAGCAAAGCUUCUCGAUCAUGGCUGGAUAUCUUACAUGGCUGUGGAGAUAUAGGAACUAUAUUGUGAUAGUUCUCACACCUCUUCUACUUCUGCCUCUGCCUAUUGUCAUCCCCACCCCGGAGGCAAAAUGCGGCUUUGUGAUCAUCCUGAUGGCGCUGUACUGGUGUACAGAGUGCAUCCCUCUGGCUGUGACGGCCUUGCUCCCUAUUAUCCUUUUCCCCAUGAUGAAGAUCAUGCCGUCAGAGGAGGUGUGUAUCCAGUACCUGAAAGACUCCAACAUGCUCUUCAUUGGUGGGUUGCUGGUGGCCAUCGCUGUGGAGCAUUGGAACCUGCACAAGAGAAUUGCCCUCCUAGUCCUGCUAUUUGUCGGUGUCAAACCUUCACUACUGAUGAUAGGCUUCAUGGGCACAACAGCGUUCCUGUCCAUGUGGAUCAGUAACACAGCAUCCACGGCCAUGAUGCUGCCCAUCGCCAAUGCCGUGCUGCAGCAGCUCAAUGACUCAGAGGCCAAUGCUGAAGAACGAGCCAAUGAACUCCGCGCUGCCAGGGAUGGCUUGGAAAACCAAGGCUUUGAGAUGACUGACUCUACCAAGUCCAAGGAGGUCAAACUAGAGGACAGGCACAUUAACAUGGAUGUAGAUAAUAUGUAUGUGGCGGACAAUGAGGUUCCAAAGGGUCACUCUUGGAGUCCAGAGAUGGCGCAGCAGCAUAGAAACAAGCGAGAAGAGAAGUACAUGAACCUGACCAAAGGCAUGAGUCUGUGCGUGUGCUAUGCUGCCAGCAUUGGAGGGACAGCCACUCUGACGGGAACCACACCCAAUGUCAUCCUGAUGGGUCAGAUUAAUGGGCUUUUCCCUCAAAAUGGUGGCAUCAUCAAUUUUGCAAGCUGGUUUGGCUUUGCAUUCCCCAACAUGGUUCUCAUGCUGGCCUUAGCUUGGUUGUGGCUGCAGUUUAUGUUUCUGGGCUUUAAUCUGAAAGAGACAUUUGGAUGUGGUGCAAAGAGCGCAGGUGACAAGGAGGCCUACCAGGUAAUCAAAGAUGAGUACAAAAAAUUGGGCAGGAUGAGCUUUGCAGAGGCCGUUGUGCUGAUUAUCUUCACGCUGCUGGUUCUUCUGUGGUUUACCAGAGAGCCUGGCUUCAUACCAGGCUGGGCCACCGUUCUCUUCAACCAAAACAAAGUGUAUGUCACAGAUGGCACUGUGGCCAUUUUUAUGUCAACGCUCUUCUUCUGCAUCCCCUCCAAAUUUCCCCUAUGUGGCCGGUCGUCUGAGGAGGGACCCGCACCUCCUCUGCUAACUUGGGAAACUGUCCAUGAAAAAAUGCCUUGGAACAUCCUUUUGCUCCUGGGAGGCGGCUUUGCUCUCGCCCACGGUAGUGAGCUAUCCGGGCUGUCCAAGUGGUUAGGAGAAAGUCUGGAACCGCUGCAGAGUAUCCCUCCUUUUGCCAUCUCCAUCUUGCUGUGUCUGAUGGUGGCCAUGUUCACGGAAUGUUCCAGCAACACUGCUACCACCACUCUGUUUUUACCAAUACUCGGUGCAAUGGCCACCGCCAUUAAAAUCCACCCACUUUAUGUGAUGUUUCCCUGCACCAUUGCUGCUUCCUUGGCUUUCAUGUUGCCUGUGGCCACGCCCCCCAACGCCAUCGCCUUCUCCUAUGGCAACCUUCGAGUCAUGGACAUGGCCAAGGCUGGAUUCAUCCUAAACUUCCUUGGGGUCAUCACCAUCAACAUCGGCAUUAACACUUGGGGGGUGGCCAUGUUCGAUCUGAACACCUUCCCCAGUUGGGCAAAUGUUACUGAAGUUCCUUGAAUUUCACCUCAAGAAAAAACGGUGCCAGCAAGUAACACUUUUUUAUUUCUGGAUAAUCAAACUGUGUUUAUUGAGCAUUUAGACCUAUCACGGCCAAAUCGACUUGCUCUGGUGAACACGAGGACUCAUUUUGCUAAUAUUUUUAAUUGAUUACACACAAUGCGGUGGAAAAAAUGUGCAAGAAUUCCACUGGAAAUUUUAAGAAAAGAAAAGGUAAACUAUGAGAAAUAAUACUUAAAAUAAGCAAAAUUCUCUGCAACAGAACAAGAAAGUUUUACUUGACAAACAUUUGAAAAAUAAGAAAAUAAUAGUUGGCCCAUAUCUACAGCAGUCUUGAAAGUAGUAUUUUUAGACUUAAAACCAGUAAUAUAAUUAAAAUGAUAAAAAGAGCUAAUUUGACACAUGAAAAAAUAAAUUAACACAGAGAAAUAAGCAGAUUUAGGUCGAAUUUAAGAAAUUAUAUCUUACUUAAGAUUUCCCUUUUUACAUUGUGUAUGUAGUCACAUCAGUUAGAAGCUACUAAAUUUGUACCUAUGUACAUAUUUCUGAGCCACUACAAUAAUCACUCCAGUACAUUAACAUUAUAUGAUCAACUGCAAGAGUUGUAUCAACAAAUCUGCGCUUGUAUUAAAUCUCAUUAGUUUUCACAGGGGUGCCUAAUAAAGUGUUCAUAGAGUUUUUAUUUUUGCUGUUGUCCAAAUACAGACAUUUCAAUUGUAAACAGUUAAAUUUCAUUCAAUUCCACUUCAUAAUGUAUUAUUGUUCUGGGAAAUAAAGGAUGUGUUGUUGUUUUACAUACUGCGGUUACAAGUGAGCUGAUAUGUUUCGUAUGCGUGCUGCCCGAACUUGACCAUAUGGAAAUAACCAAGUUUUAAUGUGAUUUUUGAAAAUGUGGUUGUUACUCUAAAAUUGAUUGUAACCUUUUUUUUUUUUUCAUGUGAGUUAUGUUCAGCUUCUGAGACAAUAAAUAUUGUAAAUGUAAGAGAAAUGCUCAUAAGUGGAAUCAAAUGAGUUGCUGUGACCUUUGCAUGAUCAGGACAGGGAUCUUGGACUGGGACAAAAGACAAAUCCUUUCAAAGAGGUCAAUGUGAAAGUCAGCAAAAUGAUUCGAAAGGAAUUUGGGUAUAGAAAACUGAUUGGAAUCAUUUCAUUGAGCUCUUUGGCAAUAGGCCAGGUGUUUGCUGAAUGCUGGAGGGAGGUUGAAAAUGUUGAUUCUGUUGAACCACGCUCAUUCUUCUUCUUCUUGACUGAUGGACAUCAUUUGAUAUCACAAGCGGUAAGACGCUCCCGUCAAACUGUGAAUGUUUUUUUGUUUUGUUUUUAAAUCAUUUUGUGUGAUUUUGUCUUUUAUCAUGUGUAAAUUCUCAUUUGUUCUUCUGAGGUGACUGACUUAUUUAGUAUUAUUUUUGAAUAUUUCGGCCCCAGUAAGCUGUGAGAAUUCCAUUUGACAAGACAGCUGCGAGUUUUCAUCAUUGCAGUAUAUGUAUAUAUAUAUACCCUUGGGGAUGGGAAUGUAAUUGCCACAUUCAUAUACACGCUCCCUGAGCCCAAAAAAAAGUCAAGUCUUCAUGCAGCUGUGUGGUCUUUCAAUAGUUUUAAUAUUCCCAUAAAAAUGUCUAAUAUGGAAUUCAAUUUCUAGCUCUCCACUUGUAGUCCUUAUAAACUCAUGCAA
Messenger RNA from Syngnathus typhle (broad-nosed pipefish), 5853 nucleotides. Its product is annotated as solute carrier family 13 member 2-like. The record is from RefSeq and is a predicted model, not a curated record. Gene Ontology annotation, biological process: monoatomic anion transmembrane transport. The transcript has 13 exons. Lineage: Eukaryota; Metazoa; Chordata; Actinopteri; Syngnathiformes; Syngnathidae. Bases 2391 to 4181 code for a protein of 596 amino acids. Gene Ontology annotation, cellular component: membrane. Gene Ontology annotation, molecular function: transmembrane transporter activity.